AUGGACAGUUCCAGAAUGAACUCGUUCUUGGAAUACACAACUUGCAACAGGGGAACAAACGCUUACUCCAACACCAAGUCUGGAUACCAUCACUUGGAUCAGGCUUUCCAGGGCCCCUUUCAGUCCGGUGACAGCUAUAACUCUGAUGGACGACUUUUCGUAGGGGGCAGCUCGUCGCCUUCUACCGCACAACAUCAGCACCAGAGCGGAGGCUACGUACAUCACCAGCACCAAACCCACACAAGUGGCAUGGGCCUCCCUUAUUGUGGCACAGGGUAUGGAGCACAGGCAGCUGCCACCACGGACUAUAGCCAUCAUCAGUAUUUUAUGAACCACGAUCAAGAUGGAAUGUAUUUUCAGUCCUCUGGAUACGCUUCUUCAAAUGUAGGGCCUAGUUAUGGCUCUGUGGCCGGUGCGUACUGCGGCACACAGGGUGCUGUUCCGACAGCGCCAUAUCAUAUGAACAGUUGCGAAGGCCAGGAUCACCAACACCUAUACAGUCAUGGAACAUAUGGAGACUUAUCAUCCUGCGAGGAGAAAGACACGGGCUCAGAACAAAUGCCAGGGAAAACCUUUGACUGGAUGAAAGUUAAAAGGAACCCUCCAAAAACUGCUAAAGUGACCGAAUACGGUUUGGGUCCUUCAAACACAAUCCGCACAAAUUUCACAACGAAACAGCUUACAGAGCUCGAAAAGGAGUUUCACUAUAGUAAAUACCUGACCCGGGCAAGACGGGUGGAAAUCGCAGCUACCCUCGAACUGAACGAGACACAGGUGAAGAUUUGGUUCCAGAACAGGAGAAUGAAGCAAAAGAAACGUGAAAAAGAGGGACUCGCAACAUCCUCUUCUAUCUUAUGUAAGGACUCAGAGGAAAACUCAGAUCAUUCCACAUCAACAUCUCCAGGCACGUCUCCAAGUCCUGAUGCUUGA
Trichomycterus rosablanca is the source of this 930-nucleotide messenger RNA. RefSeq names its product homeobox B1a (gene hoxb1a). Bases 1 to 930 code for a protein of 309 amino acids. NCBI's taxonomy places the organism in Eukaryota, Metazoa, Chordata, Actinopteri, Siluriformes, Trichomycteridae. Gene Ontology annotation, molecular function: RNA polymerase II cis-regulatory region sequence-specific DNA binding; DNA-binding transcription factor activity, RNA polymerase II-specific. The transcript has 2 exons. The record is from RefSeq and is a predicted model, not a curated record. Gene Ontology annotation, biological process: regulation of transcription by RNA polymerase II. Gene Ontology annotation, cellular component: nucleus.